AUGCGUUCUCUGUUCUCGUGGUCUCCUGUGUUCGUUCUUCUGUGGUAUUUCCAACCACUCAAGUUGAUACUUGGAGCAGCAGUUGUGAUCCUUGUGUUCUUGGGGUUUGUCUGGGCAGCUGAAAACAAGGCCGUAAUCCGACGAUUCCGGAGGAAUCAUCCAUCUCUCUCCCUUGCUGCAAUUUUGGGCUCCAGCUACCUUUUCUUGUCUGUCUUAGGAGGGGUGGCUGUUUUCCUCUUUGGCAUUGCUUUCCCCAUAUUAAUGAUCCUUGUACAUGCGUCAGUAAGACUCCGAAGCCUUAAGAAUAAACUGGAGAAUAAGUUGGAGAGCAUAGGAUUGAAGAGGACUCCCAUGGGCCUUGUACUGGAAGCGCUGGGACAGGAACAAGAGGCUGGAUCAUAGCUGUGUACUAUAAUUAAACUAUAAUUUCGGUCACCACUUCCACACCACAAGUUUUUGUGUUUGUGUUUUUUAAAAUUUAUGUUGUCUUAUGAAAGUGCCCCAUGGUCUGUAUUUUAGUAUCGAUAAAAUACAAUUUAUAAUGCAGUACAUAAAGAACAAAUAUAAAACAGCAAUAUUUAAGUUGAAGGGCAGUUUAUUAAGUUUACAUUUAACAUUAUAAGUAUUAUUGCUUCAUUUUACUGAUUUAAUUGUGCCUAUUUUCCACAAAUAUUGUCUGAGUAACCCAUUUUGUAAACUGUUUAAAUGGAUUUUUAAAAGCUUUUUUAUUUUGCCUUUCUCUAACAAAUGUUACAUGACCAAAAAUUGUUUUUUCAUGUGCCAUGAGUGGCGUACCAUACAUUUUGUAGGAUCUCCUACAUUGUGCCUAGGUAAAUACUUCUCUUUUAUAGCAACGCGUUAUUGACCACGACUGUAUAGUUUGUUUCCAUAUGUAUUGCACAUUAUCAAUUUUGUUGAUAAAGUCUGAUCUUAAUUGCCAAUAACAAUGGACAAAUAUACCUAUUCCAGAUUGCGAAAAUGAAGAGAUUUUUUUUUCACACUGCAUGUUGAACAUUUACUACAUAAGUUGCCUUGUAUUUCAGGAAAUUAUUAUUCAUAGUAGUGCUUUUAAUUAAUAAUUUAUUUUAUUGGCAGUAUUUUCAUCUUGGUGGCGGUUUAUUAAAGCCCAGCCAACUUGUAAAUUUUGUGUCAAACUCAUUUGGCAACAUCAAUACCAAGUGGCAUGAACCCACAAUUUGCAGAAUAUAGAUGUGUCUUUUCCUUAAAUUAGUAAGGUAGCACUUUACUUGGAAGGCGUUUACAUAAGACUGACACAUUUCAUGAAUAUGAAGGAGACUUUGCAUGCUUAUUAUAACUGUCAUCCAGUCAGAUAUGUAAUUGUUACUGUCACAGUGUAGGUUGAAAUGUCUUUGUUUUGACAAACUGACAUAAACUUAUACAUAACCUG
This is a messenger RNA of Danio aesculapii, 1408 nucleotides long. RefSeq names its product PRA1 domain family, member 2 (gene praf2). The transcript is spliced from 3 exons. Bases 1 to 402 code for a protein of 133 amino acids. Lineage: Eukaryota; Metazoa; Chordata; Actinopteri; Cypriniformes; Danionidae. Gene Ontology annotation, cellular component: membrane. The record is from RefSeq and is a predicted model, not a curated record.